Messenger RNA from Brugia malayi, 990 nucleotides. RefSeq lists its product as uncharacterized. Lineage: Eukaryota; Metazoa; Nematoda; Chromadorea; Rhabditida; Onchocercidae. Bases 1 to 990 code for a protein of 329 amino acids. Gene Ontology annotation, cellular component: membrane. Gene Ontology annotation, molecular function: G protein-coupled receptor activity. The record is from RefSeq and is a predicted model, not a curated record. Gene Ontology annotation, biological process: G protein-coupled receptor signaling pathway. The transcript has 4 exons.
AUGAGCUGGGCUGUACAACAAAUUACAUUGUAUACAAUUUGCAUACCUAUCAUUUUUGCAUUAUGUAUUCUGGCAGCAUUCUGUAAUAUAUUGGUAUUACUAGCACGAAUUCAAAUUAGAAAUCGAAGUGGAGCAUUGGAACUAACAUUUUCACUGGCUGUGUCAGAUAUUUGGACAUCAAUUGUUGUCGUUGCAUCAUUAUUUCGGAAUUCGUACAUGCCUGUUGUUUUGGGUAUUAAUUAUUCAUCCGUAUGUUUCUCACUUACUUUAGAGGCAUUUCGAACAGGUGGAUUAUUAACUGGUCUUCUUCAUCUGUCCACCUUGGCAGUUUAUCAUUUGGUAUCUAUCACACAUCCAUUUGAUCAUGGCAAAUUAUUAAAUCAACACAGAACUCGAUUAAUUGUUAUUUUAAUUUGGUCUUUACCGCCAUUACUUCUUUUAUUGUAUUUUUCCGUUUGGCCUGAUCAAGGAUAUCGGAUUAAAAAUUGUUCGGUGGUGGAAUUUUAUGAUAUGCUUUACUUUCGGAUGAUAAUUUCAAUUCUGAUUGUUGUACUUAUGUUGUGUACCGGAUUAAUGUAUUGGAAAUUGCUCAGGCGGCUAAAUGAGUCUUUUUCAAAAUCCACAACAACAAUACGUAAACAACGUAUUGUGGUAGCAUCAGGUCUUAUUUUUGGAACAUUCGUCAUAGGUUGGCUACCCGCGUCAUUACUUUACAUACUUACUGCGCAAGAUAUGCCACUUUAUCAUGUCAAAAGUAUUUGGCUAAAUUUAUUUGCUUUAACAACACUGAUUCUAAUUAUGAUUAAAUCAAUUACCAAUCCGAUCAUCUAUGCUACCAGAAUUCCAGAAAUUCGUCAUUUAAUUGAUGAAUGGCGAAAUCAUGUUCGAAUUGGUAGGAAUAGAAUUAAAAAUGAUAAACGAAAUUGCGAUGAACAUGAAACAUCAUUUUGUAAAAUUGGUGGAAGGAAUAAAAAUGAGAUAUCACACUAA